ACAGCCUCGUUUUGUACGCUCUCCGAGAGGACUGAGAGGUUGGACUAUAGGCUUUGUGUGUGUGUUUGCCGAAGACUACGAAGCGCGCAAGAGGCUGAUUCUCUCUGUUUUCCUGUAUUAUUCUAUUUUUCGCUUCUAUAUAUAUAUCUAUUGCCCGUAUAUUAAUUCCGGGGGGCCCUUUUGUUUUUGUCGCCACCAUGAAAGCCAUCAGCCCAGUGCGCUCGGUGAGGAGCUGCUACGAAGCGGUGUGUUGCCUCUCGGAUCAGAGCCUGGCCAUUGCCCGGGGCAGCAACAACAAGAGCCCGGCUCUCGAGGAGCCCAUGAGCCUCCUGUACGACAUGAACGACUGCUACUCCAAGCUGCGCGAGCUGGUCCCGGGCAUCCCGCGAGGCAGCAAAAUGACUCAAGUGGAGAUCUUGCAACACGUCAUCGACUACAUCUUCGAUCUCCAGAUCGUGUUGGAGGAGCAGGCGAAGAAGGGGCAGGAUCCGUCCACGGAGGCGUCUCUAUUCUCCUUAAAAGCAGCAGAGCUGGCAUCGGAACUCUGUUCGAAGGAGGAGAGGACUCACUGCCACUAACAUUUACCCAGGCUGCAGGUGUGGGAUCCUGACACUUCGUUCCUUCCAGAGAGAGAGAGAGAGAGAGGAAAAAAAGAGCAGGGGAAAAAAGCAAGAAGAGACCUUGAUUGGAGAAAAUAUCAAAUGUUUUAACUUGCAUGCAUCUAGCAAUGGAGGAACCCCAGCCUUUAUCUUCCAGAUAAAGUUGGCGAUAGAAUCCCAUCGCCCAAGGCGCUUUCCAGUGACUUUCCUGGGACUCCUAAUAACAAGGUUCAUCUGUGUUUUGAUAUCUUCCAUCUGCUGAAAAACAAGCUCUGUGCUGGCAAGGAAACAAAAGCACACGACUCGUUAUUUCCCUGGCACUCUCACGUUAAUUGUCAGAUUAAUGCAUUUCACAAGAAGAGAACUUGAUGUCCAAAAGCAGGGAGGUUUUAAAAAGUUCAGCACAGGUGGAAUGUGAGCCAUCAAACCUCUACUGGUGCCAGGGAGCUCUCUUGACAGUUGGAUUGUUCCACUGUUUCAUCAGUUGAUGAAAAAUAUGGACAGAUUUAUAUUUUGCCAUUUUUCCCAGGGGGGAGUGUAGGGGGGGAGACAUGGCAAACAACUCUUUACAGAUGUUCUACUUGUGUAUAUUUUGGAUUAUCUUUUUUUAACAUUGUUUCUGUUAAUGAGAAAAAAAUGGGAAGGGACUUUCUAAGAAUAUGAAAACUGAAUUGUCCUGGGGCAGUUCUGCCUCAUUAUUUUUAUUGUUGAACUCUAUAAUAGAGAGAACAAGUUGCAUACCUUUUUAUUUUGCAGGAAGAGGAAUUUCUGCAUUCCGAGUCCUAGUUGCUUUGUAAAACUUUUUAUAAAAGUUUCUUACAUAAUAAAAUGUUAAGAUGUUGUC
Molecule: messenger RNA, 1443 nt
Organism: Pogona vitticeps (central bearded dragon)
Lineage: Eukaryota; Metazoa; Chordata; Lepidosauria; Squamata; Agamidae
Gene: ID3
Product: inhibitor of DNA binding 3
Biological process (GO): negative regulation of transcription by RNA polymerase II; cell differentiation; circadian regulation of gene expression
Cellular component (GO): nucleus; cytoplasm
Molecular function (GO): transcription regulator activity; protein dimerization activity
Source: RefSeq, a predicted model, not a curated record